AUGAAACGAUCAGCAAUUGUUCAGAUUAAUCAAGCUUGUUAAGUACACUGAUUCUGGUCAUAAAUGAUUUCACAAGAAGCAAAUACAAGGUAAUUGUUAUCAUUUGAAAGUGAAAGGUUUCUUAUCAUGUAUCAUUUAAAUAAUUGAAUGUCUAUCGACUUUCAUUCAUUUCAGAUUGAUAAUUAUCAAGGGUUCUUAAUCUUACAGACAUACGAUUUAGUAAAUGAAAGACCGAAUGGUUGGGUAAUAUCACUAAUCAUUAACAGUUAAUAGAUCUAGAUUAGUGAAAACAAUUGAUUCAAUAAUCUGAUGAUUCUCUUUUUGUCUUAUUAAUAUUAAUAGUAAACAUGUCACCAAAAAUCUAUCCACAAGAGGAUCAUUGAGAAUGAUAAAAUCUGUAUUUGCCUUUUCCUAGCAUUAUACAGAUGGUGAAUUAGUAACCUGAAAUUUUAUAGUGUCUCAUUUCAAGUUAAUUGCUAAAAUUUGUUUCAACCAGAAUUAUUAAGAGCUAAUCCAAAUAGACGGCGCUAGUUGAUAGAUUAAAUUAAAUUAAAUUGAUUUAACAAUUUUUCCUCUCUUUCAUUGUGUUUCCUUCCAUUGUUAAUAUUCAACUGACUACAACCUCUAUUUGAGUACUUGACAAGUUGAGUUGCUGUAUUAAAACGAUAGAUUAUAAUUUCCCAUUGAUUGAUCUGUUUCUUGUUACAUCCAAAAGCUGUUGACAAGAUGUUUGAUGAAGAAGAAACAUUGAAUGUCGAUGAAUUGGCCAAAGUCGAGGAAGUUUGUGUUGACAUUUUACCCGGAAUUUGGCGAUGCAUGACCAAGGAUGAUAUGCUUGUAUCAAAAUGCUCAGGAGGAAUCGCCAAUCGGGUUUAUCUUGUUCAAGUGAAACCUGAUAGAGCCGAAGGUAAAUUAGGAACCGAACCCAAUCGAGUCAUCGUGCGUCUUUAUGGAAGUACAAUUUUAAAAAACAUUGAUGAGCCUAGGUUAUUGGGUGAUGAUGCAGAGAUAAUUAUCUUCCAUUUUUUGUCCGUUUAUAAACUUGGGCCCAGACUGUUAGGUGUUUUCACCAAAGGACGAAUUGAAGAAUACAUUCCUAAUGUCAGACCAGGACCAAAAAUAUUGGAAAAACGAGUGAUUAAUCAAGUAAUGGCAAGGCUAUUCGCUCGUAUCCAUUCACUUGAGCUUCCAAUUACAAGAAAACAUGUUUUCUAUUCCACCUUGUUCCAUGGGUUAAUGGGUGAAAGAGUUAAAGACGAAGGUGAAAUGAUUAUCCAGUACGAUGAAGAGGCUACUGUAAUUGCAGAUGAAAUUGAUGCCUUUCCUUUCCAUAAGCAACUAAAAUGGUUAGAUGAUACUUCAAUCAAGAUUGGUGCUAAAUCAGUAUUUUGUCAUAACGAUCUUCAUCUUUACAAUAUACUUUUCCGCUCUGAACAUAAGGAUGGUAAUAAGAUAAGGAAAAGUCUUGAUACAGAUGAUUAUAAUUUCUGGAGGUCCAUCAUGGUUCCGAUUGAUUAUGAGCUUGGUAGUUACGGCUGGAGAGGUUAUGAUUUGGCUUAUUUCCUCAAUUUCCGUUACUAUCACCCUUGUGAAGGUGAAGUUGAUUAUGAGAAGAUCAAGUUUCCUGAUUCAGAGGAAGUAUUGACUUUUGUUAAAGAUUAUUUGAGCCAUUUGUCCGAGAUUGAUCCAAAUUUCGAUCCAGCAGACAGUAAUGUUGAACAAGUGGUCAAAGAAGUUGAAUUGGCAAGCUUGUAUACACAUCUUUUCCUGUUUGGAUGGGCAAUCAAUGAUCGACGAAUUGAAAGUGUACUUGAUUGGCCUAAGGCUUAUCCAUAUCUGCGAUACAGAAAAUAUAAGGCAGAGCAAGAGCAAUUUAUCAAAAAGUAUGGCGUACCAGGAGUUGAAUCAUGAUUUUAAUCACAAACCAGAUUUGGAUUCACGAAUCAAGACUUGGAAACCAAGAUUCAGUUUAUGCAAUUGACGACGGAUAAUUUUAAUUCAUGGUGUACACACAAAUACAUUUGUAAUUAUUCAUCAUCAUUAUUUCAAUGGUUUUAAUAAAAAUGUGUACAUGUUUAUCAAAA
Messenger RNA from Tetranychus urticae (two-spotted spider mite), 2084 nucleotides. RefSeq names its product choline/ethanolamine kinase. Gene Ontology annotation, molecular function: ethanolamine kinase activity; choline kinase activity. Lineage: Eukaryota; Metazoa; Arthropoda; Arachnida; Trombidiformes; Tetranychidae. Gene Ontology annotation, cellular component: cytoplasm. Gene Ontology annotation, biological process: phosphatidylcholine biosynthetic process; phosphatidylethanolamine biosynthetic process. The record is from RefSeq and is a predicted model, not a curated record.